Messenger RNA from Oenanthe melanoleuca, 10557 nucleotides. RefSeq names its product prolactin receptor (gene PRLR). The transcript has 19 exons. Gene Ontology annotation, cellular component: external side of plasma membrane; membrane; signaling receptor complex. Gene Ontology annotation, molecular function: cytokine binding; cytokine receptor activity. The coding region runs from base 681 to 3161 and encodes 826 amino acids. Gene Ontology annotation, biological process: cytokine-mediated signaling pathway. Lineage: Eukaryota; Metazoa; Chordata; Aves; Passeriformes; Muscicapidae. The record is from RefSeq and is a predicted model, not a curated record.
GGCGCGCGGCGGCGCGGGCGCGCAGGCGCGGCGGGCGCGCGGGUGGCCCCGGGCGCGGAGCAAGAUGUCUGUGUUCUGCACUGUGAAAGCUGAGUCCAGAGACAAUUUAAAGGAAAAUAAUUGCAGAAAACAAAUAAAGAAAAGGAGCCCGAAAGAAUACUUAGAGAUUUUGAAACAAAAAGUGUGAAACAAAUCCUUCUCUUGCUCAGGCUACCAAACAUGAUCUAAAACUGUUAAUUAGACUUGUAAUACUUUGACAAAUUAUUCCAGCUGACCUAACCUUGAGACAUGAAGUACAUGAUGUCAGCAAAACUGUGUUUGCAACUGUUACCUGUUUCAAACUGUCUAAGAAUUAACUUUGGGGGUUGGCUAGUUUGAAAAUUUAGUGCCACAUCAGAAUGACUUGCAACUACAGCAGAUUUCAGAGACCUCUGAAACAAAAUCCAAGAUGCUAACAGAUAAGAAAGAGAGCUUGUGCGCGUGUUGCAGAACAGCUGAGAGCUCAGAGUCUCCAAGAAGAGCAGAAAGCCCAAGACACUGAAAAGGGGGAGAGCCACAACACUGCACUUCAGCCAGGAGGUUUGGAGCCAAAGAGGGUUUCUGAAAUCAGUGGAGACUGCCUGAGAACAGACCGUGUGAGCCCUUGAUCUGAUACUUCCUCCCGAGGAGAGACAGGCAUCAUGAAACAGAGAUUCAUUUCUUCAGCUCAAAUAAUUUUGCAGCUGGCUCUGACUACAGUAGGUCUGGCUGGUCAAACAUACCCUGGAAAACCUAAGAUCAUAAGAUGUCGUUCUCUAGAAAAGGAAACUUUUUCAUGUUGGUGGAAGCCUGGCUCAGAUGGAGGACUUCCUAACAAUUACACCCUGUUCUACAGCAAGGACAGUGAAGAAAAAAUCUAUGAAUGUCCAGACUACCUAACAUCAGGUCCAAAUUCCUGCUACUUCGAUAAAAACCACACUAAUCCCUGGACAACAUAUAUUAUCACUGUAAUGGCAACAAAUGAGAUUGGAAGUAACAGCUCAGAUCCUCAGCAUGUGGAUAUAACUUCCAUAGUUCAGCCAGAUGCUCCUGUGAACCUCUCUCUAGAAACGAACACAUCUGCUAACAUGUCAUACCUUUGGGCAAAAUGGUCUCCACCCCCCUUAGCUGAUGCCAGGUCUAAUUUACUUGUAUAUCACUAUGAGCUACGACUAAAGUCUGAGGAAAAGGAAGAAUGGGAGACAGUGUCUGUAGGAACGCAGACGCACUACGAGGUGACCAGCCUGCAAGCUGGGGUGAAGUAUGUUGUUCAGGUUCGCUGCAUGUUAGACCUCGGAGAGUGGAGCGAGUGGAGCUCAGAAAGAAGCAUUCAGAUCCCUAAAGAACGGUUACCUCCUGAAAAGCCUACAAUAAUAAAGUGCCGUUCUCCUGAAAAAGAAACAUUUACUUGUUGGUGGAAGCCUGCCUCGGAUGGAGGACUCUUGACCAACCACACUUUGCUUUACAGCAAAGAGGGAGAAGAAAAAGUUUAUGAAUGUCCAGAUUACAAAACUGCAGGCCCCAAUUCAUGCUACUUCGAUAAAAAGCACACCUCUUUCUGGACCAUAUACAAUAUAACUGUGAGGGCAACUAAUGAAAUGGGAAGUAAUGUCUCUGAUCCUCAUUAUGUGGAUGUGACUUACAUAGUACAGCCAGAUCCUCCUGUGAAUAUUACUCUGGAAUUAAAAAAGUCAAUAAAGAGAAAACCGUAUCUGGUCCUGACAUGGUCUCCACCCCCACUAGCUGAUGUCAGAUCUGGUUGGCUUACCCUUGAAUAUGAAUUGCGACUAAAGCCUGAAGAAGGAGAGGAAUGGGAGACUAUUUUUGUUGGACAGCAAACACAAUGUAAGAUGUUUAGUUUAAAUCCUGGAAAGAGGUACAUUGUACAGAUUCACUGCAAACCAGACCACCAUGGAUUAUGGAGUGAGUGGAGCCCAGAAAUGUAUAUUGAGAUCCCUACUGACUUUAGAGUAAAAGAUAUGGUUGUGUGGAUCAUCGUUGGUGUCCUGUCAUCUCUUAUAUGUUUAAUCAUGAGCUGGAUAAUGAUUAUGAAAGGGUACAGAAUGAUGGCCUUUAUCCUGCCACCAGUUCCAGGACCAAAGAUAAAAGGCAUAGAUACACAUCUGCUGGAGACAGGAAAAUCUGAAGAAUUACUGAGUGCUCUUGGUUGCCAUGGUUUCCCUCCAACAUCAGACUGUGAGGAACUACUGAUAGAAUAUCUGGAGGUAGAGGACAGUGAGGAUCAGCAACUCAUGCCAAGUCAUGACACUCCCAGUAAAAACACAAAAAUUAUACUCAAGGAAACAGACAGUGACUCAGGCCGAGGGAGCUGUGAUAGCCCUUCUCUCCUCCCUGUGAAGUGCAGGGAAUCCCGUGGCCUUCCAUCUACUCUUCAAACACAAGAUGUAAGAGCUAAAGAAAAGAAAGGAGGAAAAAGGAGCUGGGAAACUCAGUGUUUGGCCUCAGAACAGAAAAUGCUCCCUUGUAACAGUGAGAGUAUAAAGUCGUGCACAUGGCUGGCAGCUCAGUUACCCGGUAAUCAGGCUGCUAUGUUUGCCUACCACAGCACUGUGGAGGCAUUCAGGAUAACACUGAACACCACAAAUGUGAACACUUCACCAGUUCUGGUGAGAAAUGAAGAAAAUCAUCAGUCGCUAUAUCCUAUUGCUGAAACUGUGUAUGAUGAUGUGGAAAAGAUAAGCGAGAUGGAGUAUUCUAAAACUGACCAAACCACAGUGCAGGUCAGACAAAACCAACAAAAUGACAAGUCACCUUUCCUGAAUCCUAAACUAAUGGACUAUGUAGAGGUUCAUAAAGUCAGACAAGAUGAGGAACCAACACUAUUACUGAAACAUAAAGAAAAUAGUGGAAAGACCAAAAAAAGCACUGUUCCAGGAACCAGCAAAGAAUAUACCAAGGUCUCAACAGUUGUGGACCAUCACAUUUUAGUAUUAUUGCCAGAUCAGCGCACCCAGAACACACCUGUAUCUCAAGAACCUGUAGCAGAAACAUCUCAGAACCCUCAGGAUAGUCAAGCUGAGAAGAACACGGGCUACAGCACGACAGCUCCAAGCGACUCCAGAGGAGACACCAGUGGAUCAGACUACAUGGACCCAUCUUCCUUUAUGCCCUCCUUUAAAUAACCUUUUAUUACUGCACAUACUUAGUAGCCACACACAGUAAAAUAAAAUCACAUAGCAAACAGUUCUUUUAAAAAGUCUAGCCUCUAAAAGCCCAGCCUCCAAUGUGCAUUUUACAGGUAAUAAAAUAAUCUGUGAGUUGAGGUAAUAGUCAGUAAUAAAAAUACUGGACCAUUAGCACACAUUUCUGACACAGAGAAAUGAGAAAAUGGAUCUUGUCUGUCAUGAAAAAUGCACUGUAAAACAAUUAUUCAGUUCUGCAAAUCUUCUGUUGGUUGAUGAAGCCUGAGGAAAUACCACAGAUUCAACAAAGAUGAAAAUUGUUAUGGGUAAGUCAGCAAACCAUAGCGAUCUGAGCAGUUCCUACAUUACAUAAAUCAUUGCACAACAACAUUCUUACCUACAAUGUGUUUUCUUCUGGUUGCAUUCUGACACUAGAUUGUCUUUAUCUUUUUUCUCAGUCCUUGAGAAAAAGGAGCUCUUGUGCAUGACAAAUCAUAUAUAAAAGGGAAUGUAUUCUAGAGAUUUCAGUAAAACAACAAAUUCUUCUAAAGAUAUUUUUGCUUUGUUUCAAUGUGACAGAAAACUGCAUCCCAUUCAUAUCCUAGUCCAGACAAACCAAAAUGAAGAAGAAAGCAGGAUAAUAUAUGAUGUUCCGCCUUACUGUAUAUAAUAUACAAUUUUACUUUAGUAUAAGCCCGUAUGUUUAACAAUCUAUUUUUAAAGGCUAUUUUUCUAUUACCAAAAAAAGAGCAAAAUAAAAUAUUUUUUAAUUUCCCAAUGCUAUUUAGCUACCUAGGAACUUUUAUCUUUCCUUCUGCUGAGGCAGUAACAAGUAAAGCUAUAAUUUAUAUACAAAGCAUAAAAUUAAACUUUAUACUAAUUAAGAAUAUGGAGACAUUUUUAAACUAUAUUUCUAAUAUAUUACAAAUUACUAUAUUACUAUUUGAAUUGUAAAUUAUUUGUUUCACAGGUUUUUUAUUACCUGUAAUUGUAUAAUUAAAAUUACCUGUAAUUAUAUAAUUAAAAUAGAAUUUAGGUUUCGAGAGCCGAGGUUCUUUCCCAUUGAAUUUGUACUCUGAUGCCAAUUGUAAAUGAAAUGGGGUUCUCUGUAUCCUUUUCUCUGAGCCUAGAAGAAAAGUUUGAAGUCAGAUUUUUCAUAAUGAAUUUAUGAACAUCAGUUUUGGAACCCAGCCUCCAAGGUCUGAUUCAGACCUUCACUGAAAAAGCAGUGGGAAUGAGGAGAUGAGUCCAUGUACUUGGGCUGAUCAUGUGUCCCCAGAACAGCAGUGGGAACAGCAAGGAUCCUUUAUAUCCCAUGUAAUUGAAGAUAGAAUCAAAAUGAUAGUGUAGUGGCUGCAAAGUUGCUGUGGUCCUUCUUCUUGAAACAAAAGUUUAAUUUACUCAAGGAAAGUAUGACUUGUGAUGACUGAUUAAAAGUGAGCCAAGUAUUUAGCCAGCCUCUGUAUCUUCAGGAGAGACUUAAUGUGAGGGAAUGAUCCUGAACCUAAGAAGGAGAGUGUAUUUGAUAGAUGGACUCUCUUUUGUUAGUCUCCUUCCUGAACAGCUUUACUUUUCUCUGUGUUCUUAUGAGCUGUCCUGUGGUAUCAGCCCUGAUGCAGAGCCAGACAAAAGAGAAUUUCAGAUUUUGAAGGUUCCGGAAGACCACAUCUGAUUUGGAGAAUCAGAUUCUCACCCAUACCUUCAAAGCCGUGGAACUGCUCAAGCACAGAUUAGUAGAACUGCCUAGCUUUUGCACAGGCAGGACAUUAGAACUUAAAUAAUUACCUGUGUGUCUAUUAACAUACGUGUUAGUGUAGACUGUAACAUUAGGGUAGCAUCAGAUUUAGAGCCUGUCCUCUAUACAGGCAACUGCCCUCUUUCAGGGGCUGAUCAGAGCAGUCUGGAUGCUCUGCUGAAGGCAUGAGAAGGUAUCCUAGAUUCCUAAUUCAACCAUUUAUCUAACACGUGAAGACAUGAAGGGACUACUACAGCGAUCAGCCAAACAUAAAACUCUAUUCAGUCAUAGUUAACAGGACAAUUUUACCAUAGAUACUCUGUUUGUAGUAUACCUUAUAAAUUUCUAGAGAUCCUAGAAGUACUGGAAAGAAGCUCUUGAGUUGUGAGGAAACCUGUGUGUGUGUAAAUGUGUAAGCUAAUAACACACUGUGUCUGACAGUGUUUUAUUUACCCUUCAGUUUUCUGACUGAAUCUGACAGAGCUAAUACCAUCAGACCAUUACUAUUUUUUUACACAGAUAGCUCUAUCUGUGCUGUUUCCUGCACCUAAUGAUGUGCAUAAAGUUAUGCUGGUACAGGCCUUCUGGGAUGUAUCUGUGAUACACAGAAGCUGUAGUAUCUCAUCAAGCCUAGAGCCUCAAGACAUUCCUUACAGAGUGGGUUUCUUAGAUUAGAGCACAGGUGCCUACCCAGAUUUAUGACAGCAACAGGCUGUUCCCUCUAUAUCUUUUUACCUGAAAUUACUUUUUGCCUGCAGCAAACAGACACAACAGUUAUCAGAUUUUUAGUGUAUGAUUCAUCCUGCCUAACUGUAGGCAUGUGUGCCUCCAAUAAUCGACACAGAGAGUCAAGGACUUUCUCUGCUUAGUCAUAAAUGAAUACUGAAACUGCAAAAUAGUUGUAGCCUAAAUUACUCUGUGUGGUGUUGAGCAUCUCCCACCUUUACUGAUGAAUGUCUCAAUAUGCCAAAUCAUCAUGGCUCUCUGUGAAUGUCACCCACAGUGGAAAAGGGGCAUUUACUUGCUGCUUUGAAGUUUUUGGGGAUUUUCUAGCUAAAUGUGAUUUGAAUGCAUUUUCAUAUGUAUUUAAUUCUUGAAGGUGAACAAAUGUGCAGAUAGAUUAAUUUUCCCUUGGAUUUGCUUAUAUUUUCCAAAACACCUUCUUGCUCCCAGUGGCAGAGCUUCUGAAAGUGACCUUAAACAUCUGAAAGCACAUUAAAAAAACACCUAGUGUUCUGUAAAAUGAAAAUAACCUUCAGCUAAGCAUUGGGUCCUUUGAAUGUUCAAAUACUUAUUUUUUCUGUUUGCAGCAAUAUUUUUGCCUCCAAUUCUUUAAGCUUUUCAUUAGGAAGUACAUGAGUUUUUGCAGCAGUUCUACAGAGUCAAUCGGUGUAAAAUUAUGACAUUCCAGUGGGGAAAAACAGGCUCUUGACACCUUCUUUGAUAUCCAGAGGGAUGAAAAGAAUUUAUCCUAGGAACAGGGAUCAGCCCUCUAACUCUUGCACUGUUAAUCAAAUUUCUCACUUGGAAUAAUUAUUUCAAGAAUGUGAAUGAUGUUUUCAAUGUCAAAAUUAUCCAUGUUUCAUUUAUAGUGUGAACUACUUUAUAAUAGCAUAAAAGCACUAAAAGCUAAGAUAAAGACUCUUCUACAUAAUUAGUUUUACAGAAUUCCUAAAAUUUAAUUUUAUUUAAUUACCUUUCCUUCUGACUCAGGCUAAUUUUGUUAACCUUUUUUCUUCAGUAUUGGCAAAUAUGAUUCAUUAUCAUAAAUUUUUUACUAAAUUUUUUUUUAGCACAGACAUGUUUGGUGUACAAUUUCAGUAUUUCUGUGUAAUAUUUCUUAGUAUCUUCUUAAGAAGAUAUACAAACCAAUGAAUUGGCACAUGCUAACAAAGCUCAGUAUGAUGAGGACUUUAAGUUUGGUCUUGAUGAUACCAUGUAACUACAAAGAUUAUUGAAUAAAAAUGCAGUGAAUUAACCUGAUAUAUAAGUAAGAGGAUAGAUGUAUUUAUGGAACAAACUUUAAAACAAAUAUGUAAUGAUGAUUUAUGUCAAAACAGUGAAUUCUGUAGCAUAUCUGUGCAUCUAUGUUUAAAUGGCUGAAAAAUAGACAGCUGCUUUAAAUGUCAUUCAAGUAUCCAAAGUGUAUUAGCAGCAGGUGUUCAAAAUGAAUAAGCAGAUUUUUUUUGUGCUCUCUGAAGCAUUGUCUAUGUGGGGUUUACAUCAUGAAGCCUGUGAGUGUAUUUUGUAAUUUCACGGUAGCUAUAAAGCAUCUGAAGGUGUGCAAGAAAACUGAAGGCAUGUAAGCCAAUGGAUAGACAUCAGACAUCUUCUACAAAGCCAUAAAGACAAAUGAAAAAAGUGUCAUGAGAUCAGGCAUCACAUUCUCAAAAAAUUGCUACCUCAGAUUUUUUUUUGCUCCCUUUGAAAGGCAAGUAGUAAAAAAGCAUUUUGCUUUGUGUGUAAAUUUAUGAAGUAUUCUAUGAAGAAUUUAAAAAUCUUAUUUGUAAAUUCAAAUUAUUUUUGUUAAAAAACAGCUUGCCAUGGAAUCACUUGUGUUGCAGUGGUAGUAUGAGGAUGGAAUAUUUGAGAUGUGUAGAAAAAUUAAAUGUUUUUAAUAUGGAUUUUAAAAAGCAAAAACUAAAGAAAAUAUCAUUUUGAAGGAAUAUCCUUGGUACCCAGAUUAGCAAACAUCAGCCCCAUUCCUGACCUGAAAAGUUUUUUGCCACUAUUUGUAUUCCCACACCACUAGGACUGAUGGAGCCAAUUUUCCAGAAGGACUCUAAUUCUGGAUCUCAGCUAUGGAACUGAAUUUAUCAAUACUUGCUACUUAUAAUGACCUGUUUUCAACUGAGUUCCUAGGAAGCAAAUCCUUCAAUUCUGUCUCUAAAUGAGUGAAAAUGGAAAGUCCUGCUCUCAACUAUCUCAAAACGUCACACUAAAAUCAGGGUCCAGGCUUCUGGUGGGCGUGGAAACAUGGGCUGAAUGAUAAUAAUUUGAAUAACCUUGUGACCCAGCUUUGAAAACCAAUUUGAAACAAGUCAGGGAUUUUCUUUGUUUUUCUGGUGUAAAGCAGAAAAAUAAAGAUAAAUGGAUGCCUAAAUACACAAUACAUGGGGAUAUAAAGAACUUAAGUAUCAUAGAAGCAUAGAUCAGUUUAGGUUGGAAAAGACCUGCAUGGUCAUAGAGCCCAAAUGUUAGCCCAGUCCUGUCAAGUCCACCAGUAAGUGACAGGAAAAGGGACAAGGUUGCUGCAUGUGACAGGAUGGAAAAGGAGUACAGUCACUAUGGGAUGGUACUUGGUAGAUGAUGAAGGAAAAAAUGCAUUUUGAUUACAGCUGAGAAGGUGGGGGGAAGAAGAGAAAACGGAAGGGAAAGAAUCAAAUGUGAGAAUAGACAGUAAAAAAUGAGCACUAGCAGAACUGAGAGGAGUAAUAAAUGAGCUAGUGAAGGGGAAAAAAGGAAGAGAAGAAAAUACUUUUAUAUCAAACGUGGGAAUGUGCAGUUACCUGAUAUAGUCCACAAAAGCAGUAAAGCCUUAUGAAAUGCUAAAGAGUUGGCAAAAUGCUGAACUCAGCUACUAUGGAUCAGCUGUCACAUACGAGCAGAAAAAGUCCUAUACAUGAGAAGUGGUCGUUCAUUUUCUACCACUUAUGGGAUUUUUCUUCCCCAUAUCUGACAUUGGUCCCAGGCAAAAACAAAACUUGAAGAGUCAGGCCCAGCAUCUGAUCUGACAUUGUAUUUCCUACAUUCCUAAGGGGAAAAAUCAAGAGAAAUAAAAUGCACCACACUGCUUUUUUAAACAACCUUCCAGUUUUCACGCAGACAUACAGGUGAGAUUUAUUUAUCCAUUUACAUUGUCCCACACAUAUGUCUACCAUUCUCAACGGUUGUUUUGUUUUUAUUUAGUAUAUAUAAUGCAAUGACCUAAAAGCUCCAAGAGAAAAAAAUACUUUGGGGAUAUUUCUAAGCAGUCUCUUGGUAUUUUUGGGCAUUGUUUCAGUUUGUACCUGUGACAAUGUAUCUGUUAAUACUUUCCUUAGUCGGAAAGUCUCUAUCUUGGUAAUAAAUUCUGAAGAUUACCAAGUUAGGUUUAAAAUACAUCUCUUCAAUAUUGCAUUUUUAAGAGGAACUAUUAUAUCUGUUGGAAGUAGUAAUAAAAAUGUAUUAGUUGUGUGGCCUCUUAGAGUGCUGAUAUGCUAAAAGCUGAUCUUAUACUCAAGAUGUUGGUGCAUAGAGCAGUUAGAUAUAAAAAAAUCUUUUUUUAUAUAUUCCUCUUUUUGGAAGGUUUAUUGUCCUUUUCUACUAAGUGAGGCUGCUUGUCUUGGAUCUUGGCAUUAUUUAACUAUUUUUUUAACAAUGCUGCUUUUGGAUCUAUUUUUGUGAGCUGCUGAGUACCUUCACCUCAUUUUGACAUCAAUAAACAUUGAAAGAUUUCAUUUCAGUUCCUGCUAUUGUUAGUUUUAGGGACUUGGAGCACUGACUAGAACUUUUAGAGGAUGCUGAAAAUCACUGUACAAGUCAGAAAAUAUCCCUUCAGUAGGCUGUAAACUAUAUAUGUCCAGAUAAAGGCAGAUUUUUCUACAGGCAGAACUAUAAUAUCAUAUUUUUUAAUAUUCAUAAUUCUGUAGACUACUCUUUAAUCUCAUCCCUUUGACUCUCGUUCCAAAAGGGAGAGGAAACUACUACUCAGCUGUACUUAGAAAGAACUCCUGGGCUGCUUUAGUGUUGUUUAUUUUUCAUUUUGGAAAGUAAUUUUUUUUUAUUCUGGCUACAAAAGUGGUUCGUCUGAUAUAAUACAACCAUCAGUUCUUACAUAUGUGUUAUAUUGCUCAGAGAUACUCAGCAUUAUCUUGGCUUCUGAAAUCUUUUUGUUGUGUUUUGUGUAUGUUUUAGUCAUUGUGUAAGAUACAGCAAUACUGUUUUCACUGUUGUGAAAAAGUAUGGCUCAGAAAAAACAUGUUAGCAGUCAUUAGCUAAUUUUAUUUGUUCAAAAUCUUGAUGUGCUGUUAAGUGAGUGUAAAAGUCUCUGGAAAUCCCUUGCCUUUAAUUGUGCCAGCAGUCUCUCAAUGGAACAAAAAUUGCACCUUCUGAAUAAUAACCAGAAUAAAAUGUAUAUUUUCAGCAGAGAAAGAGAUGGCCCAAUAUUUAGAGCAAACUUCCAUUCCAUUUCAUAAACCAUUUCAUUGGUAGCUUUGCAAUACAAGCUAGGCAUUUAUCUACUACAGUUUCAGAAUUUGUAUUCAAUGUGGAACAUGAGAGGUUAUUGCAGUGUCAUUACUGUAGCAACAGAAUGAUUUCAAGCACAAUUAUUUGGUGAACCAGAUCCAAUUUUUUUUUUGUAAAUUUCUAAAAUCCAAGAAAUUGUAAGAAUUAGAUUUCAUAUGUAGUAUGUACAUUGUUUGGAGAAUACUGGUAUAAAAGUAGUUGCUCAGGAAUUAUUCAUUGUUUCUAAGUGUAUCUGAAGGAAAAUGCUCUCAAAUACAUUUUUUAAGUUCUUGGUAUCGAAAAUGCUGGCUUUACUAAAAUCUGUUAGUGUUUUCACUUGUAAGAUCAAUAUUGUUAUGAAGUCUGUAGCUUUCUGAUGAAUUUUUUGAUCUUUUGUCAUUGUAAAAUCUCUUUGCAAUGGUGUUUGCAUUUCAGUUUAAUAAAAGUUCGUGA